Molecule: messenger RNA, 4894 nt
Organism: Salvelinus fontinalis (brook trout)
Lineage: Eukaryota; Metazoa; Chordata; Actinopteri; Salmoniformes; Salmonidae
Product: signal recognition particle subunit SRP68-like
Exons: 16
Coding region: 49-1842 (597 amino acids)
Biological process (GO): SRP-dependent cotranslational protein targeting to membrane
Cellular component (GO): signal recognition particle, endoplasmic reticulum targeting
Molecular function (GO): endoplasmic reticulum signal sequence receptor activity; signal recognition particle binding; 7S RNA binding
Source: RefSeq, a predicted model, not a curated record
CGGUGCAUUUUUUCCAGGUCUGUUUGGACGUGUGCUACUAGAAAAAAAAUGGCCACCGACAAGCAAAAUGAAGGAAAAAUAUUACCUAUGGACGAGAAUAAAGAAAAUACAACGGAAGAUGGAAUAGGGCUGGAGAUUCUCCAGAUCAUCAAGGAUUCCCAGCAACAACAUGGCUUGCGACACGGGGAUUAUCAAAGAUACAGGGGAUACUGCUCCCGGCGCUUGCGUCGUUUGCGCAAGACCCUGGGCUUCAAGUGCGGUAACAGGCACAAGUUCACUGGGAAGAAAGUGACUGUCGAGAUGCUCUCUGACAACCGGUACUCUGACAACAGGUAUCUACUCCUGGUACUGAUGGAGGCUGAGAGGGCGUGGAGCUAUGCCAUGCAGCUGAAGCAGGAGGCCAACACAGAGCCCCGCAAGCGCUUCCACCUGCUGUCCCGCCUGCGGAAGGCCGCCAAACAUGGAGAGAGGCUGGAGAAGCUGUGCGAGAGCCCUCGUGUGGAUGCCAAGACCAAACUGGAAGCACAGGCCUACACCUCCUACCUGAGUGGCAUGGUGCGCUUUGAGCUGCAGGAGUGGAAGGCUGCCACAGAGGCCUUCAACAAGUGCAAGACCAUCUAUGAGAAGCUGGCCAGUGCCUUUACUGAGGAGCUGGCAGUGCUGUAUCACCAGCGUGUGGAGGAGAUCUCACCCAACAUCCGCUACUGUGCUUACAACAUCGGUGACCAGAACGCCAUGAAUGAGCUGAUGCAGAUGAGGCUCAGUGCAGGAGGAGGAGGAGGCAUGAUGGCUGAGAAACUAGAGGCCCUGAUCACACAGACGAGAGCCAAGCAGGCAGCCACCAUGAGCGAGGUGGAGUGGCGAGGCCGAACAGUGCCCGUCAAGAUCGACAAGGCUCGCAUUUUCCUGCUGGGCCUGGGAGACAACGAGGCCGCCAUCGCCCAGGCAGCCAAUGAGGAGACCAAGGAACGUCUGUACGAGACCCUACUAGCCGAGUGCAGAGACACCAUCCAGGCUGUGAGAGAGGAGCUGAAGACUGAAGCGAAGCAGCGAGAGAGAUCUGAUGAAGCCAGUGGCAAGGUGUCCAACCUGCAGUUCCUGCACAGCUACCUGACCUACAUCAAGCUGUGGACGGUGGUGAAGAGGAACGAGAGCAUGGCCCACAUGCUGCAGGCCAAGCUGAAGGAGCCGCAGACAGACGAGAACAAAAGGGGCCCUCGCCCCCAGGACCUCAUCCGCCUGUACGACAUCAUCCUCCAGAGUCUGGCUGAGCUGUCCACCCUGCAGGGGCUGGAGGAAGAUCACACGUUCCAGAAGGAGGUGGCCCUCAAGAUGCUGGUCUACAAGGCCUACAGGUGUUUUUUCAUAGCCCAGUCGUACGUGCUGGUGAAGAAGUGGAGCGAAGCUCUGGUCCUGUAUGAGCGGGUCCUGAAGUACGCCAAGGAGGUCCAGUCCAAGGCUAAGAGCCUCAACAACAGCCUCAAGGAUCUGCCUGAUGUGCAGGAGCUGAUCACAGAGGUCAACGCUGAGAAAUACUCGCUUCAGGCGGCGGCCAUCUUAGACACAGAGGAUGCUCCUGAAGCACCGUCUCAGCAGAAGGUGCAAGACAACACGCCUCUGUGUGAGCGUCUGGAGACCUUCCACCUGGACCCCACCCUGGUGGGGAAGCAGCCCAACCUGGUCCAGUUCCCCCCCGACUUCCAGCCCAUCCCCUGUAAGCCCCUCUUCUUUGAUCUGGCACUCAACCACGUGGCCUUCCCACCCCUCGACGACAAGGUGGAGCAGAAGGGCAAGGGCGGCCUGACCGGCUACAUCAAGGGCAUCUUCGGCUUCGGCAGCUAAAUCGAGUCCCAGGCUUUGGUGAGGCCUUCAGGUUGGAAGCAGCCAUGGUCCCCCAUGAUAUUGAUAAACCGGCUGAGUGGGUUUCUUGAAAACUUUCUCCGUCUCCACCUGAACUGUGGAAACAACGUCUGUGUCUGGAAAUGGUACCCUGUUCCCUUAUGUAGUAGACAACUUGGUCAAAACUAGUGCACUGCAUAGGGUAUAGAGUGCCAUUUCAAAAGCUACCAGUUUGAGACUUCGUGUUCUAGAGGUUUCCAGGCCUUGUCUUUGUUCCCUUCAACCACCCCCAACACACUUUACAGAGGGAAACAAACCCAAUUGACUUUUCAUUUUCAACUCGUAAAAGCGCCUUCAUGUACUCCGUCUCGAUGUCAGUAUACAGGAGGGAGGGAGAGGAAGUGUUGUCCCAAUCACUAUCAAAAAGGACAAACCGUAUAAAUGCAGGCACACAGGGUAAAUCCGCGACCAAGCCGUGAUGUCUCAAACCACGUUCAUUUCUGAUCGUGGUCAUACUGUCGAAAUCACCUCUGUAUUGCCUCAACUGUCUCAUGACUGUAAUAUCUAGAUUGUGAGACAAGUUCUCAAUAUAGAGAAUAAUGUAUCCGUCUGUCUUGUCCUGCACACCAUUGUGGCACCAAUACGUCUCUGCAUGGUUGACAGUUAACGUUAGACAUCAGGAUUGAAAUGGUCCUGUUAAUUUCCUUAUACAACAAUGGGGUUCAGUGGCCAAUGACUUUAUAUUCGGUACAGGAAAGGACUCUAUAACGUGUUUCAUAUUCUCUAAUGAUAUGACUUUUUAAAACAUUCUGUGUGUGACAAAAGACAGAAUGACCUUUUGAGGUCAAAGGGGACUGCUUAGGAUUCAUUUUGGCCUCACCCCCGAAAGUCUAGGAGGCAGCGUUCAUGAACUUCUGUCCAAAACAACCCUAGUAUGUCUAGAAAUUGUGUUUUAGUACACACUACUACAUUGUAUCAGUUGGCUCCUAUUCUAACAGGUUUUAAAUGGGAGGGAGCGGCACCCUUUUUGAGUGGCUAACACCUCUUCAGCUUUUCCAGUACCAAAGCCAGUUCUGUAAUCAAGAGCCUUUAGCUAUUCAAUGGACCUUCAUAUUUGCGUUUGCCUAUGAUGACAAACCGUGUUCUCAACUACAGGUUGUCAAUUUACCUUCUGUCCUCUCUUCAAUCUAACUCUUUGUUUUCUCUUUAAUUCGGGGUUAUAUAAGUCUUGUACUUUUUACUUCAAUUAUUUUUUUUUGUUUCCCAAUGUUAUGUAUUAAUGAACAGGAUUUGGGUGAUGAUGCGUGUUGGAAUGGUUUCACGCAUCAUCAACCAUAAUGCCUGAAAAAUGAAUUCUGUGAACAUGAUUUGAAACUGAGGUGUUGAAAGAGAAAAUUCUGAAAUGGAUGAUGAAAUGGAUCGUUUUCAGGCUUCUAAUUAAAAAAAACGAGACACGUGCGGCAAACAUGACCAGAGUUUGUCCUUUUUUCACUCAUACCUAACUUCUCUUGAACGUGUCAAGAUGUUAUAAUUUGGCUUUUUGUCAUUCUCAGUCACUUUUUAGUUUGUGACUGAUACUGACUUUAUACUGUAGCUUAGCUUCAAUUGCCAACCUCUAUCACACAGACUUUAUAAGUCUGCUGUUUAUAAUUAAGUAAUAAGGCACGAGAGGGUGUGUGUUUGGCCAAUAUGCCACGGCUUAAGGCUGUUAGGCGCAUCGCGGAGUGGACACAGCCCUUAGCCAUGGUAUAUUGGCCAUAAACCACAAACCCCCAAAUUGGUUAACAACUUAAUUAGAGCAGUAAAAUGUUUUGUCAUACUCAUUGUAUACGGUCUGAUAUACCACGGCUGUCAGCCAAUCAGCAUUCAGGGCUUGAACCCAGUUUUAUGGUAGUGCUUUUGGCACAGAAGCCUAUUAGUGUAGUUUCAUGAUUAUAGGCUGUUGUGUCAGGUGUGGGUGUGUGAGCAGCAUGAGAUGCCUGUGUUGGGUGUGUGUGUUUCGGUCCCAGCCAGGCGUACAGGUGCUACAUGUUAACAACUUUCAAAGCUAAUCAGCCUCCUCCCACCACCUAACGUUUUUUCCUUGAUCACUUAUCGGUAACCAACAGCUGGGCUCUCAUCACGAGCUGGUAUGUGCUGUCCACCAUGCACACUUCAGACACCAUGAAAUGCAUUCUAACCUCGUAUGGGUCAUUUUGUGUGUUUUGAUAAUAGCCCAUGAUCAGGAGUCAUCAUCAGUGUGAUGAGUAGAUGAUUAUGAUGUGCUGUUUGUCUGUUGAAUCACUUUCCUUCUACUGUAAACAUAUCUAUAUAGGGUUAUGUACAUAUAUAUAUAUAUAUAUAAAAUGGCUAAUCACAAUACUACUGUGCGUUAAAUUAGAUAAUGUGGCACACCCCUGUAUUAGGCUACAUGUAUUACACCAUCGCUGUAUUUCACCCCUGUAUACACACAAUCACACACACCUAUGUUUAUUGUUUUCCCAUGCACUCUUACUGCAGCUGUUGCCUUAGGAACCUUGAGGUUGGCAGUUCCUCCAAGUUUCACCCAUCUCUUGUGUUCCUUGUACUCCACCCAAACACCUACACGGUAUGACAGUGUGACAACUGAGUUUUCCUCAUGGUUAUGACAAAGUCAUAUGAGAUGUGGUAUGGCAUCCAUAAAAGGAAAUUGACAACUCCCUCAUGAAAUAUUUCCCCCCUCAUGGCCAUUCCUGAGGAAGGCAAAUGUUGAGGGCAUUACCAAAACACCUCAGGUAACACCUGAAUUAGCAUAAACAAUAACGGUUAUUAUCAAUCAAUAGGCAAAUAAUAGCCUGGUUAAACCGACCUGAACAUGACGUGACAUCAAGUAAAACAAUGGGCAGCACAAUGUUUAGUCUAGUUCAUCCAGGCUGUAGGCAAAUAAUUCCUUAAUGGUCCCAGUUGCUGUUUGACAGUAAAGUAAUUUUAUUUGGUUGUACAUAAGUCGAAACUUCACAAAAAUAUAAACGCAACAUGUAAAGUGUUGGUCCCAUGUUUAAUGAGUUGAAAUAAAAUAUCCCAGAAAUGUUCCAUA